Molecule: messenger RNA, 1257 nt
Organism: Ananas comosus (pineapple)
Lineage: Eukaryota; Viridiplantae; Streptophyta; Magnoliopsida; Poales; Bromeliaceae
Exons: 1
Coding region: 186-1019 (277 amino acids)
Source: RefSeq, a predicted model, not a curated record
UCAUGUAUCUUUCGAUGUCCCCAACAUGGAUAUAGAUGGACUCUUCCAUCUAUAUCCAACUUUAGACGACUUGUUCCAUCUAUAUCCAACUUUUCCUUAACCGUAAUUAAUAAGCAAUUGCAACCAUCUACCAUUUUCCAAUCCCCUCUCACUCAGAUCUCCUUCAUUAGUAGUGCACAAAAACUAUGGAUCACACUAAUUAUUGGUUCUUGACAAGAAGGAAGUUGAGCAAAAGGCCUCUCCUCGGCCCCUAUAAUGAAUCAUGGGAAGAGCAAGCCUUCGCCGAAGACUCUGCGGGCCUCUUGGGUGGUUGCAUAUGGCCUCCGAGAUCGUAUACAUGUAGCUUCUGCGGAAGAGAAUUCAGAUCGGCGCAAGCUCUUGGAGGUCACAUGAAUGUGCACCGAAGAGAUCGGGCGCGACUCAAACAGUCUUCAAGCCCCACCCAUGAAAAUCAAUAUGAGAGUCUUCACAAUCAUCAAAUCAGUCCGUUCGCACCGUAUGCUCCUCAGGUUGGCUCCCUCGUAUACAAUUCUAGCCCUAACCCUAACCCUAACCCUAAUUCUGCGUGUGGCAUGGUUGCAUCUCCUCUCUCUCCUACCGAAGCUUCGGCUGUGUUUGCCAAAAGAAUUUGGAGGGAGCACAUGAUCUUGAUGUCUCCCUCUGAUUCUCCAUCAGUGAUCCAAGACAAACAGAAAGGUUCUGUUUACUCUACUAUUCAAUCUAACGAAAAUCCAAGAGCGAGGCAAUUACUUAAUGUCACAGAAUUAAGUGCUGGGAAAGAGAAUUCAAAGUUAAGAGUAAGGGGAUCUUGGAUGCAAAGAGAUUUGGGUGAGGAGGAAGAUGAUGAGUUCAUCCCUAGCAAGCGACGGAGAACUGAUCCGGUACCUCCUCUUUUUGCAAGGUCUUCUUCAGGCGAGCGACGAAAAAUAUUCCAACCUGAGGUACUCAAACUUUGUCCUAGCCCUGUUGAAGAAUUAGAUCUCGAGCUCAGGCUCGGAGAUCCUCCUAAAGUUACGUAGAAUACCGGAUCUCUUGUGCCUGAGGAAUAUAUGACUUGCUUGUUGUUCAUCUGUAUGCUUCCUAGCUACUUAAAUUAGUAUUUGCUUUGAUUUUCCUUUUUUUUUCUCCCACUCGAAGGCCGUGUUCAUCACCGAAUUGAUUGCCUAAUUCAAGUCUAUUUCUCUUACAUCACAUAUUGUAAUUGUGAGAUAGUCAGUGUGCAAUAUAUAGAAUUAAAUGAAUUCCAAUUUUAAUUAA